This is a messenger RNA of Ambispora gerdemannii, 297 nucleotides long. The record is from the annotation of a GenBank genome assembly. NCBI's taxonomy places the organism in Eukaryota, Fungi, Glomeromycota, Glomeromycetes, Archaeosporales, Ambisporaceae.
AUGGCCGCAACAACAGCAUCUUCUUUUCUACCACAAACACAAUCCUGUGUAUCACUCUCUGUAGUAACUUCACCAUCAUUGCAUAGACAUCAUAACCAUAGUGACGACGAGGAUUCCGAUCAUCACUCGAGUAAUCGUAAAUCCGUGCAAUUCUCGAGAUUCUUGGUCGUGCAUGAAACAUGGUGUAAUGAUGAGUAUGAUCGAACAUCAAUGGAACCAGCACGUCUCAAUUUUAAAGAAUACUCCGAACUGUUACAACUUCGAUGUGAUUUACGUCGUGAAAUGGAGAAAAUGAGA